AUUUUACAAUUUUAUAAUUUUCAUCAUGAAUAGAUGCUUUGAAUUGGUGAAUAUAUAUUUUUAAAAAACAAAAAAGAACACAAAUAUAUAUUUCCUGUAUUAAUUUCAUUAUAAUCACUACGACCGUUGUAUAUACUACAAGAAUUGCUUUAUCAUUAUGGAUUUCUAUAAACAAGAAAUUGUGGAUUAUUAAUAUUAUUCACCUCUUUCAAGUCGUCAUUCAACUCAGUCGAAGUUUACUGACUAAAUAAUGAAUUAUUUAUAUAGUCAUUACUAUCAGUUAAAGUUAAUUUUAUGGAUUUUUUAUUGGGUUUUACUAUUAUCAGGAAAAUGUUUAGCAGUAGAUGAAAUUGAAUUACGUCUUCGUAUGCGUGAAGAAAUUGCACCAUCUACGCGUAUUGGUUCAGUUAUAUCAAGUUUACCCGUUAAUUUACGAUCACAAAUGCAUUUUUUAACUGAUAGUACAUUUUUUACAGUCACACCAACAACUGGUGAAAUACGUGUUGGACGUUUAAUUGAUAGAGAACGAUUAUGUCCGGAAUUUAAACUUUGUUGUGGUGUGAUUACAUGUGAAUUAAAAGCCAGUAUUUUUGUAACAAAUAAAGCUGCAGGAGAAUUCGCUGCUAGUGUUUUACUGAAAGUGGAAAUUCAAGAUCAAAAUGACAACAGACCAACAUUCAGUGCACAAAGUCAAACAGUCACUUUAUCUGAAGCUACUACUGUGGGCACACUAAUAAGUAUUAAUGCAGCAACAGAUGCAGAUAUUGACCCUGAAAAUCAGAUACAACGUUAUACUCUUGUCGAACCUACAGGUACAUUUAAACUAGAUUUAUCUGGACUCCCCACUGUUCGUUUAGAAUUAUUACGUCCACUUGAUAGGGAACAAGUAUCUGAAUAUAAGGCAAGCUUAGAAGCAUGUGAUCCUGGUGCAUGUACACGACAAACGCUAGAAAUUCAAAUUCUUGACGAAAAUGAUAAUAGCCCACGUUUAGCAAACAACCGAUUUAAUAAACGAUUAAUUGAAAAUAUUCCAGUUGGUACUGUAGUAUUACAAUUGAACGCUACCGAUAUUGAUUCGGGAGAAAGAGGUAGGGUUAUGUAUAGUUUUCAUGGAAAUAUUGAUUCUGACUUAACUGAAACAUUCGAGCUUGUUAGAGAUACCGGUGAAAUUAAACUAAGGAGACCGUUAGCAGCAAAUAUACGUGAUAGCUAUGAAUUUAAAGUAAUUGCAUGUGAUGCAGUAAAUAGAGCAUGCAGUGGGAACGAGAAUUCAACUGCUGACAUCACAUUUACUGUACAAGAUGUGAAUAAUUUCCCACCAUCAAUUCAUGCUGUGGCUGCUGGAGCAGCACUAGUUACUAGUUCAUCUGAUCAAAAUAAAGGAGGUGAGUCAAAAACAGGUGAAUCAGAUCAUAACAGUUUCAAUAGACCAAAACCCGGUGAUGAAUUAAGUAUCUUGGAGAACUCUCCACCAAGUCAAAUAGCAGUUUUAACCGUUCGUGAUGAUGAUACUGGUGAUAAUUCUAAAGUAUCAUGUUCCUUGAAUGAUACGAACAGUAACAUAUUAUCAAACGGUGAAAAAAAAAACCAAAAUUUUAUACUUACUCCUAGUACUCCGGGGAUUUAUUCAUUACGCACUGCAAAAGUAUUUGAUUAUGAAAGUGAGUCAACUAUUCGUACAACAGUUGUUUGUCAUGAUUAUGGUAAACCACAACAAUUAACUUCAGCUAGAGUAAUUACUGUACAAAUUAUUGAUGUAAAUGAAUUUCAACCGGAAUUUUCACGUCGAGUUUAUGUUAGUCGAGUACCAGAAAAUGCACCACCAGGAAUGGAUAUUCUUACAACUACAGCAUUAGACAGAGAUAGAGCAGCUGUAUUAAGUUAUAAAUUUGCACCUUCUUCAACAUUAUCACUUAGCGAAGGAGAAAAAGACUCACAUAAGUCUGAUAGUAUACAAAUAGACGAUGAAGUUAAUAAACAUUUUAUCAUUGAAUCACAAACUGGAAUAAUACGUACAAGUCAAAUUCCAUUAGACCGGGAGAAAAUUGGAAGUGUAACAUUAGUUGUUUUGGUAACGGAUUCUGUUUCACCGCCAAUAUUUACAGCUACAACAACAGUAUCUAUAGAAAUAUUAGAUGAGAAUGAUAAUGCCCCUGUCUUUACUAAUCCUCCAGUAAGAUCGUCUGAAGCACCUCAAGGCGACAAUGAAAAAUUUGCAUUCACAGUUAUAGAAAAUGCUCCACGUUUCACACAGUUAAGUCAACGAUUAGAAGCCAGAGAUCCGGAUCAAGGUGAUAAUGGAAGAGUUCAAUUUUCUUUGCUAGCUACAUAUGCUCUUACGAAGUCAUCAAGGCGAAAUCAAUUUAUUGGUUCUUCACCAAAUAUGUUGACUAGUUUUGAACAUUUCAUUGAUAGACCAGGAUCAGAUCUCAAUAGUGAAGCCGGAAUGACACGUCACGUGGUUGAUCAGCCUAUAUUCCGAAUUACGUCAAAUGGAGUAAUUGAAACACUAGUUGAACUAGAUAGAGAAACAGUACCUGUAUAUAUACUUAAAGUUGGAGUUCGCGAUCGUGGAGCUCAGCCACUUGCAAGUACAACAAUGUUAAGGGUAGACGUACAAGAUGCGAAUGACAAUGCUCCCGUUUGGGUUUUCCCCACACCUGUGGACAGAACGAUUAAUCUAACCACUGGAAUGAAACCUGGAAGUCUAGCUGGUAGACUUAGAGCAGAGGAUGCUGACUCGUUCGAAGCGGGAAAAGUUGAAUAUCUGUUCCUUGGACCUCGAGGUGAAACAAUCGAAGGUGUCACUUUAGAAGAUGGUCUGCUUAAUGUUCUAAAUCCUCCUAAAUCAAGCCUAACAAAAACAGCAAAACCUGGACAAAAGCUAUCCUCAAAUUCAGAUGACUUGAAAGGAUAUCGUGCUGGCCCUUUGUAUUUAAACGGAACAACCGGUGAAAUAUGGGUUGCUCAAGCCUUGACAUCCGGAACAAUAAAUCUGCACUUACGUGCAGAAGACCAGGGAACCCCCCGUUCCCAUACAGAUGCAUGGUUAACUAUCAACGUUUUCAUCGAUCCGAGUGAAGGCAUUGGAUUUCUGAGUUUUGGCGGGGAUGGCACACUAAACAUCACAAUAAUUUUGGCUAUGAUAACUGUGACGGCCAUUAUAUCACUGUUUCUAAUUAUUGGAAUAGUUUGUGUUCGUCGGAGACCGACAAGAUACACUUUGGCUCGUAAUGUCACUGGAACUGAUGGGGGGGUUUCUCCCGGAAAUGCAGCCACAACGUUCUCAAUGGAUGUUGCUAAAGAAAACAUGUCAACAAAUAUCAACAGUGGUUGGUCUUCACCUGUAGCUACCUACGGUGCAAAUCAUUUCAUACCUGGGCAAGCCAAUGGAGGAAACUCGAUUAUGGAAGACGGUCAGAUGUUUACAGCGCUUUACGGGCAUGGAGGGGUUAUGGGAUAUGGAGCUGUCAUGUCGCCAAGCGAUACAGCAAGUUUAAUUUACGUGCCACAAGCCCAAACAACACCAAAUAUAAUAGGGUCCCUAGGAGGUUCGAUGACACCAGUACCAGUUGACCUUACUACAACAAGUCCAGACUAUCCUUCUCGAAAUCACAUGCAUACAUUUGGAGUAAGCGGUUUGCAAUUCUAUAAAGUUUAUUAUUUGCUUAAUACUUAAUUUGUUUUUCAUUUAUCGUGUGAAGUGGUCGUUUUGUGCAUACUGUCAUUUUAGCGUGAUUUCUAGAUAUACUACACUUCUGAUUCUUAAAAAAUAUCUACAUAACCAUAAUAACUAGAGGUAAAUGUCAUGGUCUCAUGUCUAAAUAAAGAUUUAAAUCUCCAUCUAGUGGGACAAAGCACACAAGCAAAAGCACUAUUCGAUGAGAACAUUGUUUCAUCACAAAACAAACAGUAAGUAAUCUGUCUGAUCAUGUUUGAUUGUAUUGGCCAGAAACCAUCAAUCAUCAGGAAUAAUUAUUAUGCGCAAGUAAGAUUGAUUAAAUGCGUGCGAAAAAUACAUUCCAAUAGUCUUAUAGGGAGUGACUACUAAUAUCUUCCAUUUACAUAAGACUAAUUCAAAAGUGUCUACGUUAGAGUGUAUAAUAGUUGGAGCUCUGAGAAACAGAAAAUUACUGGUUGGAUAAACUCGUCCUGCCAAAUGUAGUUUAGAUUUCAUUUUUAAGAGUAGUAUUGUCACUGAUUUUAUACUACUUUGUAUUUUAUAUUUUAAACAAAUUUCCACUAAUCACAUAACCAACUGAUAAUAGUUUGUUGACUAGUAACUGGCUUUUAAGGUAAUUUCUGUGUAUUGUAUGAAGGAAUCAAAUAUAUCAGAAUGAGACACAUAUCUACUGAUGACUUUAGUUAAUUGUUGAGUCAUUGAAAAUGGAUUCAAGUCUUUCAAUAUUAGCCACUAGGUAUUAACUUGGUGGCUUAAUAUUACUUGUUGUGCUUUUUGAAAGACCCUAAUGUAUGAAGUUUUAUCUCUUGUGACUCAUCAUAAGAGAAAAACUUUAGCUUACAUUCGAACUAAACAUCAAAUGACGUAUAGAGAUUCUUUUUUAGACAGUACAUUUGCAGAUUUCGAUAAUAAAAUUCAAUGAUUUUUAACCAAUAAACUGUACUUCCUAUUAGUAGAGUACAAAGUACUUCCUUCAUUAGUGUCAUCAUUAUAGUUAGUAUUAAGAAUUAAUGUGAAAAUGACUGAAUAUUGAAUAAGUAUAAGCAAAAAUGGAUGGUUGCAAACAGUGGAAUCCAGGAUGCGCGUUUCGUCCUGUUUGGAAGUCGUCAGCUUGAUAUACCUGUACAUAUGCAAAUAAAAGACUGAUCACUUGCAGUCCUAAACAUAAAUGGGAAGAUUCAAACAAACAAUACUAAAUGAAUUUGAAUUAGUAAUCUUUAAAUAUACAAAAAGUUAACAUUUAUAUUGUAUGUAAGUUUAACAUUUAUUUCUCUAGCAAAACUAUAAAUCCAAACACAACUGUGAUAUGUUGCCGUACAUUUUUCUGCAAAUAACUACAUACAUCCAAUGGUUAUCAACUAAAGUUUCUCCUGCAAAGUCCAUAGUUAAGAAGCCAGAAACGCUUCUAAAGACUAGUUUUAUGCCCAGUUCAAAUAACAAUAAUAGGAAAUAGCUAAAUAAAAAAAUCAGUAAAAUAAACAAUUUAUCUACUUCCAAUCCAGAUUCAUGUUGUUUUGUUGUCUGGUUAAUUUAUUCCACUGUUAAUGUAAUCAGUCUGAAUUACUCAGUCAUGUUGCUAACGUGAUCUGGAAUUGUUUUAAAAAUGUAGUGAUUUGUCAUUUUACUAUAGUAAUAAUUUUAAUUAUUUUUUUUAUUCAUAUCGUGUUGUACUACUGAUUCAUUUUAUUGCAUCAAUUUGUUCAAAUUUAUCUGAAAAAGAAAAUAAUAACUGAUUCAGUUUAACCGCAAAUUACACAACAGAAAGUAUAAUAGAUUCAUAGUGGAACGACAUCUGACAGAUUGAAAUUUUUGAUUGGUUUCGCUUUCUACAAGCCUAAAGUUUAAACAGUUUUGUUGCAGUAAGCUCUGACGAUGUUAUCCAAAAUGAUAACGAUAUCUCUACAAUGAACUUAUCUACUUUAGAGAGCCGAACAACAACAAAACAUUCACGCAAUUUGUAAACUGCCUCCAUUAUUAGAACCUUUGUUGUUAACACUGUUUCAUAUUGUCACCAAAUGAUUAUAUACUAUGUGUAUGGUAUCUUAUGGGAAGGGGCUAAAUAAACCGGUACUCCUCUCUGUUGUUGUUUACUGUUCAUUAAUAUAAUAUACACCAGCAAUAAACCGUUUACAAAAUCUCCCCCAACAUGUUUUAAAAAUUGGUAUAUUGUUGAUAUCGGCAUUGUAAUUUUUUUUAUCAUAAAGCUUUAGGAUAAAAGGUACCAAAUAGCCUUUUUGUAACACUAAGAAAUUUUAAAUACUAAGUGCUAGUUACAAACUAAAAAUUAUCUUAAUUAAAAUAUAAAUACUUUCAAAAUUCACGGAAGGAUUAUUAGAGUGAAGAUAAGAAUUAAAAAACUAAAAACUUUUAAUUUGUGUUAACUGACCAUCACCGAUAAGACAUUUGAGAUCUCAACUAAUUCAAUCAUUAAAAAAGACAACUUCGAUCUCAAUCUUUUUACAGUAUUGGCCGAAAUGCAACUUAAACAACAGAAUCCGAUAAACACUGAAGCAUAAGCAGACUGGUCCUGGUUGUUACCUGGUGACCAGGUAAUUUAGUCAUAAAAAGAAAUAUAGAAGGCCAAAUAUGCCCACUAUUUAUUGUUCACAAAAGGUCGAAAAUGCUGUAUGUAAUUUCAAUAUUUACAUUACUUAGUGGUCGAAAGGUGUUCAUUCAUUGCAUUUUAAGUGUUUAACCAUAGCCAUAGUAUUCCUUUCCUUGUUAUUGGUAAAUACCUUCUGUGUUUUCCUCUUACAUCGAAUAACUUGAUUUCGUCUAUACUUUACAUUUUUUAGAAUAAAAAAACAAAAUAAAUAAAAUUACAAAGUUGUUUAAAUAGUAAAAUACGCUAAUCAUUCUAUCCUCUUCGAAUUCUCAACAAGAAAGUAAACAUACAAACCAAUAGUUCACUGAUUAUUCACUGUCUUAAUAGAAAUCAAUAAAACAUAUCCUUCUAGUUAUAUUAGAUUAUAAUACAUAAUAAAAUAAUCAAAAUUGUAAACAAUAAUAAUAUUAAAGAGCAACUUAAUGAAUAAGUUUAUUCACAGUUGAAAUCAUAAGUCAAUUGAA
Schistosoma rodhaini is the source of this 6751-nucleotide messenger RNA. The record is from the annotation of a GenBank genome assembly. NCBI's taxonomy places the organism in Eukaryota, Metazoa, Platyhelminthes, Trematoda, Strigeidida, Schistosomatidae.